Messenger RNA from Ornithorhynchus anatinus (platypus), 1747 nucleotides. RefSeq names its product interleukin 6 receptor (gene IL6R). Lineage: Eukaryota; Metazoa; Chordata; Mammalia; Monotremata; Ornithorhynchidae. Gene Ontology annotation, molecular function: cytokine receptor activity; protein binding. The record is from RefSeq and is a predicted model, not a curated record. Gene Ontology annotation, cellular component: external side of plasma membrane. The transcript has 10 exons. Bases 216 to 1637 code for a protein of 473 amino acids. Gene Ontology annotation, biological process: cytokine-mediated signaling pathway.
GGGCGGGGGCGGGCAGGACCGGCCUCGCCGCUGCUCCCGGUGCUCCGGGCAUGUGCGCGCCGGGCCCGGGUCCCGACACCCGGCGCUAACGGACGCGGCCCCGCCCACCGCCCACCGCCCGCCCCCCCACGCCCCCGGCCCGAGGAGGAGGAGGAGGAGGAGCGGGGGUCUCCCGGGGGGGGUGGCGCCCCCCUACCCCAUGCCGUCCGGGGAGCAUGAGCGCCCUGGUCCUCGCCGUCCUGCUGGCGGCCGUCGGCGAGGGGCUGGACGGGGGCCGCUGCCCCCCGCUCGGUGUCCCGGGAGGGGUCCUGCCGAGCGCUCCCGGGGCCAGGGUCGCCCUGCCCUGUCCGGCGGGCGGUCCGGAGGCCGACGGCGACGACCCGGCCUCCGCCUCGACCUCGGCCUCCUGGAGCCUUGAAGGCCGGGUCCUGGAGCCGGAGCCCGGCCGCCUGGUGCCGCUCAACGGGACCCUGUUGUUGGGUCCGGUGCAGCCUGCCCACGCCGGGACCUACAGCUGCUAUCGCCACGGACGCCUUGUCCGGAGGGUCCGGCUGCUGGUGGAGGCUCCGCCCGAGGCGCCCCAGAUCUCGUGCUAUAGGAAAAGUCAUCACAGCAGCGUCCUGUGUGAAUGGGUCCCGGACCGCCCGCCGUCCCCGGGGACCCAGGCCACCCUCUGGGUGAGGCACUGGAUCGGGGCCGGGGCCGGAGAGCCUACGCGCGCGGACUGCGAGUACGUGCCGGGACGUCGGGCUUUCUCGUGCCCGCUGACCUUGUCUGGCUGGGACGACGAGGACUACGUGGCCUCCGCGUGCGUGGCCAACAGCGUGGCCGGACGCCUCGGCCCCUACCACCGCUUCAACGGCUACAGAUGCGUGCGCCCGGACGCCCCGGCUGACGUCACGGUGACGUCGGUGGCGGGAAGGCCUCGCUGGCUCAACGUCACGUGGAGCUACCCGCCCUCCUGGGAAUCGCUCUUCUCCCUGCUGCGCUUCCAGCUGCGCUACCGGGCCCGGGGUUCGACCGCCUUCACCACGCUCUGGCCGGAGGCCCAGUCGAGUCGGCGGCAGUCACACCUCAUCAGCGACGCCUGGGCCCACGUGGAUCACGUGGUGCAGCUCCGGGCGCAGGAGGAAUUCAACAUCGGAGAGUGGAGUGACUGGAGCCCGGAGGCCAGGGCCGCGCCUUGGACCGAACCCAGAGCGCCCGUGGCCAGAACAGAGGCUAGCAAGGCCCCGCAGCCGCCUCCUGCCUUUGACCACUUCACCAAGUUCCCCACCGGGCAACCGGACGAAGCCGGGUCGGAAGACCAUCCCAGGCAGCUCCCCACGGGCCCGCAGUACUCCUUCCUGGUGGCCGGAGGAAGCCUUAUCCUGGGCAUGGCUUUGUUCGUCGGUAUCAUGAUCAGGUACUGGAGAACGUGGAAAAAACAGAGCAAGCUCAAGGGGGUCAAAGCGUCCGGACCGCCCCAGUGUCCUUGGGGCCGGCGAGCGGCCGUGUGGAUCGGUCCCGGCCCGGCCCUGGCCUCCCUCAUCUCGGGCCCCGGGCCGGCGCCCCCACGGACCGAACCCCCCACCCCGAAACCCCCCGUGAACGGAGGGAAGACGCCCCGAGACGGAGGAAGAGGGAGGAUCGUCUAGAAGAGGAGGUGGAUUGAGGACGUUCCCCCCCCCGGCUCCUUGGACCCCCGGCUAGACUGCUGAGACUGACCGAGCCCACCUGGACCGGACCUCUCCCCUCCUCCUCCUCC